CCCAAAGUGAUAAUAGCUAUUAUUUUUGGAGUAAUGUCUGGUAUCAUUGGAACUGUCCUCUUCAUUGCCUUCUGCGUCAGGCUCCUGAUAAAGAAAAGUUCAUUUGAUGUACCAAACAACAAAGAUGUUUCUUUAGGUUCUAUGGAAGCAGGAAGAACAGUAAAAAUGGAAGGGGAAACCAAAGCCAAACCCACCGUCGAGCUGGUUCUGAUCCGUAGUUACUUUUCAGUGCGUUUCCGAGGCUGUGCCUGGUUAUGGGAAGAGACUGCCCUACUUUCCUCUUAG
Messenger RNA from Elephantulus edwardii (Cape elephant shrew), 285 nucleotides. Its product is annotated as glycophorin-A-like. Lineage: Eukaryota; Metazoa; Chordata; Mammalia; Macroscelidea; Macroscelididae. The transcript is spliced from 3 exons. The record is from RefSeq and is a predicted model, not a curated record. The annotation marks the transcript as partial.